CAUCAAAACCAAAAACCAAAAUCAAAAUCUAGAAACCAAAAACCAAAAUCUAAAAACCAAAAACUAAAAUCUAAAAACCAAAAACUAAAACUAGAAACUAUUGAAACAAUCAUCAGCUAAGCCGCUUUCCACCAGAAAAAAAAACGGUAACAUAGAUCAGCAUCAAUAUAGUGUUUAUCAGAAUUGAAUUAGACACUCUCCCAUUUUGUUAAUAUUGGUUAUAAUAAAGUUUUGAAAUUUGAUUUUGAUAGAAGGUAUAUUGACAAACAAAGCUUUGGGCUUAAGUUAACAUCGCUUAGACAACCACAAAAUCGUGGUCAAGUGGUACGACAUAUUUGGAAAGCUGAUAAGCAUUCUGGGUUCGAAACCUACCAUUUUAAAUAUAUCUGUUAUCGUGGUUAUGAAAUAUAAAUAUAUAAAAUUCUUAUUGCGGACAAUUGAAUUUACCUAUAUCACCAAAGAAUUAUUCGGUUGGGCUUCAGCCCACCAAUUUGGUGGCACCAAAUAUGAUAUCCAAAAGAAAACAAAACUUUCGUUUAGGCAUAACAUACAAUUGUAAGUUUGUUUGCCAUCUAAACAUUUUAGUUAUUAUUUUCACAUCUUUAAUUAGUCUGUUAUUGUGGUUAUGAAAUAUAAAUAUAUAAAAUUCUUAUUGCGGACAAUUGAAUUUACCUAUAUCACCAAAGAAUUAUUCGGUUGGGCUUCAGCCCACCAAUUUGGUGGCACCAAAUAUGAUAUCCAAAAGAAAACAAAACUUUCGUUUAGGCAUAACAUACAAUUGUAAGUUUGUUUGCCAUCUAAACAUUUUAGUUAUUAUUUUCACAUCUUUAAUUAGUCUAGUUUUGCAAAAAAAGAAUAUACAUAACUAAAAGUUCUGAAAUUUUAUUUUCAUAUUAUUUGGUGUAUAUAAAAUAUGUUCUAUAAAAUUUAAAUGUGGUUUAGAUAUAAUUUUAUUAAAUUUUAGCAAAAUACAGUAUAUAUAAGUAUUAGAAAAUGUAGAGAUAAUUCUAUUGUGAAUAUAAAGAAAACAAUACAAUUGUUUGUUUGUAAUUAUAUAUAAUUAUUAAUUUAUAAUUUCAGCGGGACAAUAUAUUACAUAGGAUUUCUUAACAAAAUAAUUAUCUUAUCGAUUUUUGACAUAUUAUGAUAAUAAGAUAAUCUGGGAACAAAUAUUAACAAAAGAGAAAGUCAAAUUUCCUUGUUGAUAAUAAGAUAAUUUGGGAACAAAUAUUAACAAAAAAAGAAAGUCAAAGUUCCUUUUUGAUAUUAGAUUCCUUUAUAUAUUAAAAAUGAUAUGUUUUUCUUAAAUAAUAUGUUUUAAAUAUAAAAACAAAUACUGACAAAAAGAAAGUCAAAUAAAAUAAGAUGAUAAUAAGAUAAUUUGGAGACAAAUAUUAACAAAAAAGGAAGUUAAAUAAAAUAUAUUAAUAAUGAUAUUUUAAUAAUUAAAUUAAUAUUAUCAUUGUAAUUAUGAAAGAUAUUGCCUUUUGAUAAUAAGGUGAUUUGGAAACAAAUACUAACAAAAAGAAAGUUGAAUAAUACAUUGAUAAUGAUAUUUAAAUAAUUAAUUAGUUGUUAUCAUUGUAGUUAAUCAUUUUAAUAAUUAACUUAAUAGCGACACAUAUGAAAUUGAUUUUUCAAAUAAUAUUAUAGAUAUGUUUAAAUGUAACUAGUUUUUCUAAGAACUCUAAAAUAAUUUUAUUAAUGAUAUAUAACAUAAUUCACAUGUUAUAAUGGUUUUCAAUUAAUAUUAAACGAAACACUUUUUGAAGUUUCAUAGAGGCAUAAGUUUUCAGCAAAAGAUCCAGUAUGUAACAUAUAAAUUUUUUUUUUUUUCAUUUUGACUAAUAGAGAUAGAUACCCUAAACGUUAGAUGUUUUUCAUUUUCAUUAUAUAACUGUAUAAUACUUCAUUCUUGACGGGCUAACUCAAAAAACACAAGUCUCUGUCAUCUGUCUUUCUUCUCUCUUUCAUCGUUUUGUACCUUUCUCCAGCUAACCUUAGGCUUUUGGGGCACUAUCUUCUCGUCCAGAACAUGGCUUACCCGAACGAGAGCGACGAGUUUCCCAUGCUUCGUCAAGUUCCAGAAGCAAGAUCUCGUGCUCAAACUAGGGCUUUACACUCGAGGAAUCGUAGCGUUUCCUUCUCUGAUUCAACUUACUCCACUAACAGAGUUGAAAACUCAAGUGGCCCUCGUCGAACACAGAGUAGACCAUCUCCUUUAGUGCAAAUGAGUGGUCCUCUUUACGAUACUCGUAGACCUGAUCAGUCUUUCUUCCCUCCCUCUCCUGUUCAACCACCUGAAUCCUCCAUCUCCUCCUCUACCGUUGAUAUUCCUUCCGAAGAAGUUGUUGAAGCCCUCUUGAAAAACGCAAAUCUAUUGAAAUCUGGACAGCUAGGGAUGUGUAACGAUCCUUACUGUACUACUUGUCCUUCUUACUACAACCUCCAAGCUGCUCAGUUUCACACUUACGGAGUAGUUUCUGACUCAAGGGUAUUAAAUGCUACACACAACCGCCAAGCUCUGCAUGAUUAUGAUAGAGGCUGGGAUAAGCUGUUUGCUUCCUAUGUUCGUAGAUGCGUACCUGGAAUCAUAAAUCCUCAUUCCAAAUUCGUUCAAAUGUGGACUCGUUUCUUAGCCUUUUCAUGCUUGCUGUCUAUCUUUAUAGAUCCUGCCUUCGUAUACCUCUUAUUAAUCAGAGAUGACAACAAAUGCACAGAUAUUGAUUGGCCUAAGGCGACAAUAUUUGUGUUUCUGAGAAGUAUGUCGGAUUUUAUAUUCUUCAUUAACAUUCUGCUUCAGUUUCGGUUGGCUUAUGUAGCUCCUGAGUCUAGAAUAGUUGGUGCUGGCCAGUUAGUUGAUCAUCCAAGAAAAAUUGCUUGUAAUUACUUGCGUGGAAAGUUUUUUCUUGACCUGUUGAUAGUCUAUCCUGUGCCACAGAUAAUGAUAUUAUCGAUACUACCCAAGUCAGAAUUUGAGGAGAACACUAUAAUUGCCUUAUUUCUAUUCCAGUACAUUCCAAAGCUAUACAGGCUUCUUCCCCUUAUUGCUGGACAAUCACCAACCGGGUUCAUAUUUGAGUCAGCUUGGUCUAAUUUUAUAAUUAAUCUUCUCACCUUCAUUUUUGCUGGUCAUGCUGUUGGUUCUUUCUGGUAUCUUGCAGGGCUCCAGAGAGUUAAGAAAUGCUUGUUACAAGCUGGGAAUUUUACGAUGGAUGAACGUAGAUAUAUUAUAGACUGUACUUCUGGGGAUACCAAUCUACGAGCUCUCUGGAGAGAUAGUGAGAGUGUUAAUGCUUGUUUUCAAGAGGAUGGCUUUUCACUUGGGAUCUAUUUGAAGGCAGCCAAUCUUACCACUGAACCUAAUAUCUUCACAAGAUUCAGUUUCUCUCUGUUUUGGGGCUUCCAGCAAAUAAGCACACUUGCUGGAAACCAAACCCCAAGUUACUCACUGGGGGAGGUUUACUUUACGAUGGGCAUCAUUGGACUAGGGCUUUUGCUUUUUGCGCGGCUUAUCGGUAACAUGCAUAACUUCCUUCAAGCUCUUGAUAGAAGGAGGACGGAAAUGAUGCUGAGACAGCGUGAUGUGGAGCAGUGGAUGAGCCAUAGACUGUUGCCAGACGAUAUAAGGAAGAGGGUGCGAGAGGCUGAGCGGUUCAAUUGGGCUGCUACUAGAGGAGUUAAAGAGGAGCUGAUUUUUGAGAAUAUGCCUGAUGAUAUUCAGAGAGAUAUAAAACGCCAUCUCUUCAAGUUUCUCAAGAAGGUGUGGAUAUUUUCUUUGAUGGAUGAAUUGAUCUUAGAUGCCAUCCGUGAGAGGCUGAAACAAAGGAGGUACAUAAGGAGUAGCACGGUGUUGCGCCGUAAAGGUCUAGUUGAGAAAAUGGUAUUCAUAGUGAGAGGUGAGAUGGAGAGCAUUGGAGAAGACGGUUCUGUUCUGCCAUUGUCAGAAGGAGACGUUUGUGGUGAAGAACUCCUCACUUGGUGCCUCGAACGCUCUUCGGUAGACCCUGGUACGCCUCCUUUUGCUAAUAGCUUUGUGGUCUAUGUGUUUGUAACUCCCUAAGAUUGGAACUGAAUAUGUUAAUGAAACUUGCAGAUGGGACUAGGAUAAAGAUGCCGACAAAGGGUUUGGUUAGCAACAGAAGUGUUAGGUGUGUGACAAACGUGGAGGCGUUUUCGCUGAGUGUAGCAGAUCUUGAAGAUGUAACGAGCGUGUUCUCUAGAUUCCUAAGAAGCAAUCGAGUGCAAGGAGCCAUAAGGUAUGAGUCUCCUUAUUGGAGGCUACGAGCAGCUAUGCAGAUUCAAGUGGCUUGGAGAUACCGAAGGAGACGGCUUCAGAGAAAAAAACAGAAUGGUGACAUAGAUGAGUGAUGUGCCUGAAGGGUGUCGGUUAAGUUGGUCAUUUCUUCCAGUGAGGAAACAACUUGAUACAUGUGGAAGCAGCUAGUUGGAGAAAAAUAGUUUACAUUGGAUUCAUUAGAAUAGUUGUGUAAAUUCUAAUGUGCAGUGUCUAUGGUGUUCCAAUAACAAACAUCAAUAUAGUGUUUAUCAGCACUGAAUUAUAUACUCUCCUAUUUAGUUAAUAUUGGUCAUAAGAAAUCACUAGAAAUUGAUACCCGCGCGGAUAUUGGUUCUUACAUUCUUAUAUAUUGCUAUUUGUUUUUCAUAAUUAGUGUUAUAUAUUUUAGAUGGAUAAUAAUAUAACUAAUUGUAUUCAAAUGAUUUUGACUGAAUCGGAUAACAUGGUUAUUUUUGGUACAAAUAUCCGAACCCGUUUCAGAUACAUUUGAUAUUUAGAUAUUUUUAGGUUCCUAUACAUUAGAACCGAACUCAUCCAGACCCAAAAUGAUUCAACUCAAAACCCACACAUAAAUUUAUAACAUUCAAGCGGGGCCUAAUUUAAAAAAAAAAUACCCGAAAAGAACAACCCGUACCUAUAUGGAUAGCCAAUGUUUAUGCGUAACUGAUUUUUUAAACUAAUAAAAAUGACUAUUUCUAUGUGUUUGGUUAAAUUAAGUAAAAUAGAAAGAGUUUUUUAUUUAGUAAAAUAAUUAUAUGGAGUGAAAAAUUAAGUGACAA
Brassica napus (rape) is the source of this 5079-nucleotide messenger RNA. RefSeq names its product putative cyclic nucleotide-gated ion channel 19. The coding region runs from base 2036 to 4063 and encodes 675 amino acids. The record is from RefSeq and is a predicted model, not a curated record. Gene Ontology annotation, molecular function: monoatomic ion channel activity. Gene Ontology annotation, cellular component: membrane. The transcript is spliced from 10 exons. Lineage: Eukaryota; Viridiplantae; Streptophyta; Magnoliopsida; Brassicales; Brassicaceae. Gene Ontology annotation, biological process: transmembrane transport; monoatomic ion transport.